AGCCACAAAUGACCCAAUCCUAAAAGGAUAAACCUCCAAAAAAAACUUCAAUUCUCAGUUUAAAACUGAAAAAUCAAGAAACAUCAAACUUUUCGACCAAUUUUCUCUAAAAUUCAUCACCCUCGAUCGCAAAAUGCUUCUUCACAGUAUCACCACUUUCACAUCCACCCGUUUCCCCUCAUCAAAGACAGCAUUCAAAUCCCAAAAUUUUAUCAAAAGAAACACUAGAAUUUCAGCUCAAACUCUAACCAACGAGAACAAUUUCUCAAUCUCAGAUCAAGCACUUGAGUCUCGAGGAUUCAAUCUACAUCGUACAUUCGAAGAACUCGAUCUUGAUCAACUAAACACAGUGUUUGUUGCAGUUGGAUUUCCAAAACGAGAUACAAACAAGAUUCGAAUAGCAUUAGAACAUACAGAUUCACUGUUAUGGAUUGAAGAUACGAGAUACAGAAAGCCCGUUGCAUUUGCAAGAGCAACAGGAGAUGGUGUAUUUAAUGCUAUAAUAUGGGAUGUUGUUGUUGAUCCUUCUUAUCAAGGGAUUGGAUUAGGAAAAGCUGUAAUGGAAAGAUUACUUGAGGAGUUGUUACAGAAAGGGAUUAGUAAUAUUGCUUUGUAUUCAGAGCCUAGGGUGUUAGGAUUUUAUAAACCGUUAGGGUUUACUGCUGAUCCUGAUGGGAUUAGAGGUAUGGUUUAUUCAAGGAGACAGAAGAAGAGAUAGUAGUAUACUUGUGAAUGAAAAAGAAAUAUUUUGUUCUUCAUUUUCUUUGGUUUUGUGACACAUAAUUUGUAAAUUAUGAGAUAAUUGUUGAUGUCUGUGACUCUGUAUAGUGCAUCAUGUGUAAUGCAAAUCAUAAUUUGAUUGCAGUGAUUACCCAAAAAGCAACUGCAAAAUGGAUGCAACAA
Messenger RNA from Papaver somniferum (opium poppy), 903 nucleotides. Its product is annotated as serotonin N-acetyltransferase 2, chloroplastic-like. Gene Ontology annotation, cellular component: cytoplasm. NCBI's taxonomy places the organism in Eukaryota, Viridiplantae, Streptophyta, Magnoliopsida, Ranunculales, Papaveraceae. The record is from RefSeq and is a predicted model, not a curated record. Gene Ontology annotation, molecular function: N-acetyltransferase activity. Bases 134 to 718 code for a protein of 194 amino acids. The transcript has a single exon.